CGGAGACCGCUGAGUCGCCAGUUCAGAUCCAUCUGAGCUCCUUCCUGCACUCCUCAGUUCUCUCCCUGCCCAGCCACGCGAAGGAUUCUGGGCAUUGACGUCGCGGGUCUAGAUCUCAGGACCAGUUUCCAGAGCCCUCGGCACUGAAAGAGAAACUGAAGAAGGAAGGAAGAAUGGCGGUUGGACUUUGUAAAGUUAUGUCCCAGGGGCUGGUGACCUUCAGAGAUGUGGCUCUAGAUUUUUCCCAAGAGGAGUGGGAACGGCUUGAUCCAUCUCAGAAGGAUUUAUACAGAGAAGUCAUGUUGGAGAACUACAGGAACUUAGUAUGGCUUGGACUGUCCAUUUCUAAACCCAACAUGAUCUCCUUAUUGGAGCAAGGGAAGGAGCCUUGGAUGGUGCAAAGACAGAUGUCACAUGGUCACUGUGCAGACUGGGAGUCUUGGUGUGAAAUGAAGCGACUGUCCUCAAAAUGGUUCACAGAUGAAGAACUAUCCCAGGGAAUGGUAAUGAGAAAGAUCAAAAGUCAUAGCCUUCAAUGCUUCAAUUUCAGAGAAGCCUGGAAAUAUGAGGGUGAAUUUCCCUGGCAUCAGGGAAAUCAGGAAAGGCACUUCAGGCACAUGCCAACUCUUAAGAACAUCUCUACUAGGAAAAGACAUAACGAAUAUAAUAAUUCUAGGAGGAACAUCCCCUUGCAGUCAGUGCUUUUAACACAAUGGAGAGCUCCCAUAGUAGAGCAACUAUGUAAAUUUGAUAUUUAUGAUAAAAUCUUCUCUCAGAAUUCAGUCAUAAUUGAAUAUGAAAGACUCCAUUCUGAGAAGGAAUCUUUUAUAGAUACUGAAUGUGAAGAACUCAGUAAGAGUAUACAAUUUAUUAAAGAUACACGAAUUCCUUCUGGUGAGAAACCUUAUGAAAGUAAUGAUUUUUCAGAUCUCUUGAGUUUCCACUCAUUACUUACUCAACAUCCAACCAGUAAUUUUGGAAAAUUACCCCAUGACUAUGAUGAAUUUGGUGAUGCCUUUAGCUGUUAUUCGUUCUUUACUAAACCUCAAAGAAUUCACAGUGGAGAAAGACCAUAUGGAAAAGCCUUUAGCCAUGACUUCUUUCUCAGUGAACAUCAAAGAACUCAUAAUGGAGAGAAACCAUAUGAAUGUAAGGAAUGUAAUAAAGCCUUCAGACAGAGUGCACACCUUGCUCAGCAUCAGAGAAUCCACACUGGAGAGAAACCGUUUGCAUGUAAUGAAUGUGGGAAGGCCUUUAGUCGUUAUGCUUUCCUUAUUGAACAUCAGAGGAUUCACACGGGAGAGAAACCUUAUGAAUGUAAGGAGUGUAACAAAGCCUUCAGACAGAGUGCACACCUUAAUCAACACCAGAGGAUUCACACUGGAGAGAAACCCUAUGAAUGUAAUCAAUGUGGAAAGGCCUUCAGCAGACGAAUAGCCCUUACUCUUCACCAGAGAAUUCACACAGGAGAAAAACCCUUCAAGUGUAAUGAAUGUGGGAAGACCUUUGGCUAUCGCUCACACCUUAAUCAACAUCAGAGAAUACAUACUGGAGAAAAGCCCUAUGAAUGCAUGAAAUGUGGCAAGUUUUUUAGGACUGACUCACAACUUAAUCGACAUCAUAGAAUUCAUACCGGAGAAAGACCAUUUGAAUGCAGUAAAUGUGGGAAAGCCUUCAGUGAUGCAUUAGUUCUAAUUCACCACAAGAGAAGUCAUACUGGAGAGAAACCCUAUGAAUGUAACAAAUGUGGGAAGGCCUUCAGUUGUGGCUCAUACCUUAAUCAACAUCAGAGAAUUCAUACAGGAGAGAAACCUUAUCAAUGUAAUGAAUGUGGGAAAGCUUUCCAUCAGAUCUUGUCCCUUAGGCUACAUCAGAGAAUUCAUGUGGGAGAGAAACCCUAUAAAUGUAAUGAGUGCGGAAAUAAUUUUAGCUGUGCCUCAGCUCUUAGACGACAUCAGAGAAUUCAUAAUAGAGAAACCCUCUUAUUAUAGGAAAGGAAACAUUUAGUCACCUUUCCGUCCUAAGUACCAGUGAAUUCUGUUUGGUUAAUACUUCUAUGAAUGUAAUACAUGAAGAAAAACCUUCAGCUCAGGGGCUGGGAUUUAGCUCAGUGGCACAGCGCCUGCCUGGCAAGCAUGAGGUCGUGAGUUCGAUUUCUGGUACCGGAAAACAAAACAAAACAAAACAAAAAAAAACAACUUCAGCUCAUGAUCAUUAUUUGAAAUGACCUGAGUAGUAGACAUCUGUUAUUUUUUAGUCUAUUCUAUAUCCACCUCUACCUCCCUCAAUGCAUAUGAUCCUGAUGAAAUUGAAUCAGCAGUAUAUUGGUCAUGGAUAGCAAUUAUUUUCCCUCAAACUAGUGGUUAGUAAGAAAUUGGCACCUGGGCACAGUGGUGGAUACCUAUAAUCUCUGAGAGGCUGAGGCAGGAGGAUUGCAAGUUUCAGCACAGUCUGGGCAACUUACCAACUUAGCAAGACCA
This is a messenger RNA of Chinchilla lanigera (long-tailed chinchilla), 2480 nucleotides long. RefSeq names its product zinc finger protein 527. The record is from RefSeq and is a predicted model, not a curated record. The transcript is spliced from 5 exons. Lineage: Eukaryota; Metazoa; Chordata; Mammalia; Rodentia; Chinchillidae. Gene Ontology annotation, molecular function: DNA-binding transcription repressor activity, RNA polymerase II-specific. Bases 174 to 1991 code for a protein of 605 amino acids. Gene Ontology annotation, biological process: negative regulation of transcription by RNA polymerase II.